Molecule: messenger RNA, 3300 nt
Organism: Delphinapterus leucas (beluga whale)
Lineage: Eukaryota; Metazoa; Chordata; Mammalia; Artiodactyla; Monodontidae
Gene: VAPB
Product: VAMP associated protein B and C
Biological process (GO): endoplasmic reticulum membrane organization
Cellular component (GO): plasma membrane; endoplasmic reticulum membrane
Molecular function (GO): FFAT motif binding
Source: RefSeq, a predicted model, not a curated record
CUGCGUGCGUGCGUGCGUGCGUGCCGUGCGCUCGCUGGGCACCGCGGCUUUGCCCUCGCCCUCCGCCCCUGCGCCUGCACCGCGUAGGCCGCCCCCCGGCGCGCACCCCUUAGGCGACCCCCGCCCGCGCCCCGGCUGGCCCCCCCAUUCCAAAUUUAAAGGGGGCGCAGCAUUCACGCCUCCCGGCCCAGGUGACCUCUCAGGGGUCUCCCCGCCGAAGGUGUUCCGCCGCCGAGGAACAUGGCGAAGGUGGAGCAGGUCCUGAGCCUCGAGCCGCAACACGAGCUCAAAUUCCGAGGUCCCUUCACCGACGUUGUCACCACCAACCUAAAGCUUGGCAACCCGACAGACCGAAAUGUGUGUUUUAAAGUGAAGACCACGGCACCACGUAGGUACUGCGUGAGGCCCAACAGUGGGAUCAUUGAUGCAGGGGCCUCUAUUAAUGUAUCUGUGAUGUUACAGCCUUUCGAUUAUGAUCCCAAUGAGAAAAGUAAACACAAGUUUAUGGUUCAGUCUAUGUUUGCUCCAACUGACACUUCUGAUAUGGAAGCAGUAUGGAAGGAGGCAAAACCGGAAGACCUUAUGGAUUCAAAACUUAGAUGUGUGUUUGAAUUGCCAGCAGAAAAUGAUAAACCACAUGAUGUAGAAAUAAAUAAAAUUGUAUCCACAACUGCAUCAAAGACAGAAACACCAACAGUGUCUAAAGCUCUGAGUUCUUCUUUGGAUGACACUGAAGUUAAGAAGGUGAUGGAAGAAUGUAAGCGGCUGCAGAGUGAAGUUCAGAGGCUGCGGGAAGAGAACAAGCAGUUCAAGGAAGAAGAUGGACUUCGGAUGAGGAAGGCAGCGCAGAGCAACAGCCCCGUUCCCGUGUUAGCUGCGGCUGGGAAGGAGGAGGGCCUCAGCACCCGGCUACUCGCGCUGGUGGUUUUGUUCUUUAUCGUCGGUGUAAUCAUAGGGAAGGUCGCCUUGUAGAGGCAGCAGGCAAAGGAUGGUAAAUUGGAUUGAUGGCUCCGCCAUAUCAUGGGAUUUAAAUGUAUCAUAACCGCGUGUAAAAAGAAGUUAAUGUAUGAUGACAUCUCACAGGUCUUGCCUUUAAAUUACCCCUCCCUGCGCGUGUGUGCUGCCGCACGCGUGCACACACACACAUAGAACAUAAAAUAACAAUCUUUUAGAAAGUUUAACACGUAUAGUAAAUGAUCGGGGGAAAAGAAUGAUCCUUAUUAAUGACAAGGGAAACCAUGAUUAAAUGAGACUGGCAUGUUGUACAUGUCAUUUUAAACACUUGUAGCCUUGGUCCAUGUUGCUAGUCACCUCUCUUCCAACACGACACUCUUCCUUGCCUGUUGGUGCUGGCGCUCGGGGAGCUGGAGCCCAGCGCGGUGGAGAGCGCAUCCCCCCCCAGGGCGUCCUCCCCGCACUGCUCGCUCCCUCCGGGCUGCUCCUCCAUGUCUGCCCCUGCCAGGGACUGAUGGACAGAGUCUGAGGCCGAGAAGAACGGCGCUGUGGCAGCAUCAGCUAUGCUGGGAGGUGUAUGUUGCCCGAGUGACCCAAUACUCUGGAAAUAGAAGUCAGUGAAGGCUUUGUUCUCUUAAAGGGACCAAGCUAGAUAACCAUUGGUUCAUGUCAUGAGAUUGAAUUGUUAUUCAGAGAUGUUUAAUGCAUAUUUAACUUAUUUAAUGUAUUUCAUCUCAUGUUUUCUUGUCACAAGAUUAUAAUUAACUCUGUGGCCUAAAAUCACCUGUGCUACCUAACUCUGCUGGGUGAAGCUGGCAAUUGCUGCUGGAGGUUCUGGGCCGUACACACACAUUGGAACGUUGGAAAACAGCUGCCGAGAAGUGGUUUUCUGUGCAAAUAAAUAACGACUCUCAUAGGGAGGGAAGUGCUUAGUAGUGGCAGUCAACUCUAGGUUACGCUUUCUGUGGGGAAGGGUAGCCGAUCUCUGUACUGUUCUUUCUUUCUCCACUCCUCAGCCACCACUCACGCUUCAGCACACGUGCCCCAGUGUGGCCCUGACCUUCCCCGUGUGGCCCUAGCUGGGGAUCAGGGCAUGUGAGUCAGGCAGCAGAGGGGUGAGCAGAGAGGAAACCGGCUCGGUGGGGUUGGGAGGGGGUGGGAGAGAAACGUCAGAUAAUCCAUCAAGUAGUGACUGAGAGUUUGUGAAUUAAUUUUAUGCCAUAAAAGACCAAUCCAAUUCUGUUUGACUAUGUAGCAUCUUUAAAAGAAAAAAAAAUUAAAAUAAAGCCCCCAAAUUAAGAGUUCUUUUGUCAUUUUGUCACUUGUGCUAAAUGGCGGGGGGAGGGAGACAUUAUUUUUAUCAUUAUUAUUUUGUCAUUGGAAGGUUGAUUUUAAAAAUGAACCCUAUCGAUGAGAAAUAACAUGUUUACUGUACAUUCUGAGAACUCGCGGUAAAUGUUGAACAGACCUCGUUCUCCACCACACACCCAUGGCGUGAAGCUAUGGAAGGCCGGCUGCCCGGUUAUAAAUUAGUCUCCAGUCUCUAUUCCGUGUGGACCCAGGUACUUAGGAAAAGGAGUGAGAAGACUGAGCUGGGAAGCAUGUGCUUCCUGCUGUUUUCUCCAAGUGGAGUAAAACCUAUCUGAGUGUAGGAGUUGCAACGAAUUACUCUUCAUGUGGCUUCUAAUACCUCAUGACCUUGAAAGGAGAGUGAUUGGGGGGGGGUGCCUCAAAUAGUGCCUGGGGGUGCAGUACAGUCCCAUUCCUCUAGAGCAGGAGUUGGUAAACAUUUUCUUAAAGGGUGUUGCCGUGUGUGCCAUUAAAACUUUAUUCACAAGAACAGCUGCUGGGAUUUGGCCCGUGAGACUGGAGUUUGCUGGCGCCUGUAGUCGAGUGACCAAGUUCUCAAAAAGAGUACCUGGGACACUUGUGUUUUAGGUCUUUGGAAGUGACUAAGUGUUUCGUGUGCAUCUAGAAGGAAUUCAGCUUCUCCAAGGAUGGUGGCAUUGUGUGUGUGUAGCUAAAAAUCAAAAUCUAAAAUCCAAAGUUGUCUCUUAAAACUAAUGACCCUGUGAAACCUCUUUCUGCUUUAGGGGCCAGGACUUGGUGAGCAGCUGUUGAGCUUUUUGACUGAGUGGAAAAAGGGAACAUCUCCCCCCCACCCCAGGGAGAGGAGGAGGGUGGUGACGGGCAGAGUGGACACCAUGCCAGUGACCCUGGUCGGUGAAGUGUGUGUCAGGGAGGAGAACGUGUGUGGAGCAGGCACCGCUCUGGUUCAGGGACCAUUUUAAGAGCCACAGACACUCAAGAUCUCGAACCUGGAGAAGCACGCACUUUUUUUUUUUU